Molecule: messenger RNA, 5744 nt
Organism: Cadophora gregata
Lineage: Eukaryota; Fungi; Ascomycota; Leotiomycetes; Helotiales; Ploettnerulaceae
Exons: 8
Coding region: 1646-4216 (856 amino acids)
Biological process (GO): regulation of DNA-templated transcription
Molecular function (GO): DNA-binding transcription factor activity, RNA polymerase II-specific; zinc ion binding
Source: RefSeq, a predicted model, not a curated record
AUAACGUUAGGGGAAAAUCGAACUCAGCCAACGGCCAUCGUCUGGUUACUCUUGUUCAAAACAUGCUCGUAUAACAUCGCCAACGCUGUUUGUGUGUGAACAAGAAUUCUCUUGGGGGAAAAAGAUAGCAACGUGUAUCAUGGCCUUUCAAGUCGAUGAGAACUGUCCCCGGCAAUACCCACAAGCUCUUCAAAUCCUAGUUCAACUUCCUGAAAAUUGACGCAAAUGAGUUGGAGGACAAGACCAUUGCGCGAACGACUCGGCAAUUGACUUCAGAUUAUAUGCCGUCUAAGUCGGAACAAUCGACAUUGUAACUGCCAUUGCUAAAGCUACCAUACGAUAAAUCUGCGACAACAAUAAUGCCGCAUAGGUGUGUCUGUCCAGGAAUAGUUGUAUCCUGGGUUGAAACUAAUGGAAUCAUGGAGUAUGCCGAGAGUGAUGUGGAGUUGAUGUCCAUUCUGAUGAAACCAUUGCCAUGGUGGAUACAAUCAAGCUUCACCUUGAAGCUGGGGAAUGUGGGAGAGUGGAGGGAUAUGCUGAUUUAUCCGUGGAGGAAUACUUGAUACACAACAUCCGAAUGAACGAAACAUCCAGCUAGGUAAAGACAUGUACGAUGAGUGUUUGUCUGUGUCGAGGGUAGCUCUCAUGAUGUUCAAUAAGCUUUGGAUGCAGUAAGGCUAACAACAACUGCGGCGAUAGCAUCAGGCGUUGAAGCUUGUGCAACGAGGCUAUGCGGAGCCAACGGGGAAGAAAUUGUCGAAUGAAACAAUGAGAGUCCGUAUGGUGUCAUUGGGGUAGCGGGUUGAGGCUUGAACUGUACAACCAGUGCGGAGACCCGGCAUGGAACAAGAUCUCGGGAGGAUUCCUUGCAACAGCAAUUCGUUGCUGACCAUUUCAAGCCACAUCCAUCUCACAACCUGCAAACAAGGAAUCAUCUCAUUGGUUACCAGUCGAAAACUUCCCCAGGACAAAACGCCGUGGUUCCCAUAUUGGGAUUCUGGGGUUCCGAGUGGGCUAGAAGUACCUGCACAGUCAUCCUGUAAGGACAGUCAUGAUUUGCAGGGCAGACGCCACCUUGAAUUUAUCAGCUCGAAUUAUUAAUUGGAGCAUGGAAAGGGCUGCAAGGGCGUAAACUUUUUCCACGGCAUGUUCCCGGAAGAGUCAAAAUCGAACGAUGCCAGGUGUCCCGGGAGGAGAGUUCUGUCAGUCCUGUGCAGAGGAGAGGGAUGUUGUUUCCAGGCGGGAUUUGAUUCAUAAAAGUUCAAACCCCGAAUGUUCCCAACCAAUAAGAUGCCUGUGCAGCGGGAUUUCCCCAGUAAAACCCAACGUUUAGCCUCCCUAUCCCUGCGCUCCUUGGCAUCCACCGUUCUCUUAUCACCCCCCCAAACCCUCGUUCCCUCCAGCGACAGGGCACGCUGCAGCUCUCCCCUCGUUCUCACAUCUCAGAACACGCCACAGAGCACGGAUCGGAAAGACAUGGCCAAAGGCAGCAAGAUGUGAGUUUGAAAGCACUGGGAACAUUCCUUAGGACAUAUAACCUUCCACGCGCCCCAAAAACUAGUCUGGUCCUUCCCGCGAAAUCCAAACCUCGUCUGAUUCAUUCCCUAUAUGUAUUUUGUUACGAAACAACUCGACAAGCGAUCCGAUGAUGAGUUUUGACUUUGCAACUACUGACAUCUGGUCGGGCAGUACCAAAGUCAGCUCCGCGACGACGAACAAGCCGGCGAAACCAGUCCGAAAGAAGUUCGCGGUCCCUCCAGUGAAGCUCGCAUGUUUGGAGUGCCGGGCAUCGCGAACACGGUGUGAUGGAAAACCAGAAUGCUCAAAUUGCAUCAAUAGAGGCAAAUCAUGCGUGUACACGCAAAGUAAACGAGGGGGCUCUCGCAUCCGGCGGCGACGAGUUUCAGUAGGCGAAACUGGCGAGCGCUCCCCGAAGAUUAACAACAAUGAGCUGAAUGCGUGUGCACUCUCCGUGAUGCCGGAGUUAGAAGAAGGAACGUUCGCUGCUCCGCUGUCUCUGGUGACCCCUGGCGGAGGCUUGAAACAGCUGGACUUCUCGCUCGAUGAUACGGAUUUUAUUUUCGAUUCCAUCUUUGCGUCGACUCAGCCGGAAGGUAUGGACAGCGGGUAUGAGACUUCGGAACAUGCUGGUACGCUGUCGGAAUCAGGAAAGGAAGUGCCGAUUCGUGUGUAUUCCAGCGAUGACGAUAUAUUGAGCGCCUACUACACCUAUAUCCAUCCCUACUUCCCAAUUCUCCCUCCCCCAGAAGCAGGUCAGGUGACCGAUAACCCUGACUUAGGAAUUCGACGAGCACCAGACGCCAUAUUUAGCAGUAAAUCCGUCCCCGAUUUCGAACCUUCGUCCCCAAUAAGUCUGGCUAUAUCCGCCACUCUCGCUCUAAUCCCCCAUCCAGAAGAUAAAGAUCCGUCCGGAACAGAAUCUCUCCAUCUUCGACGAGAACAAGCCCAGGCAUUUGCACAGUCCGCAUUCGAGAGCAUAGAAAUCGAAUCCGAAUUAAUUGACUCCGUGAUCCAACCAGGAGAAGCAUUAAGUAGUGAUCCCUUACCUCUGCAGCGGAAACCGUUCCAUCCAAGGAAUCCGCUGGAAAAUGAAAGUAUCAUUGCUCUGAUCAUGUUGAGUACGUAUGAAUAUGCUCAACGUGGAAAUAUAGCCAAGAUGCGGAAUCGGGCAGGACAAGCGGUAAAUGCUGCGAUCAACCUAGGACUGCAUAUCAAAGGUGAUGAGCAGGGGUAUUAUGCUGAAGCCAAUAGGAGAGUUUGGUGGAUGGCAUAUAUUACUGUUUGCCAGGGCUCGAUUUUGAGUAACUCGACUCCGCCUAUCCUGUUGUAUGAUCCUCGCUUCACGACUUCUGGGCCAACGUAUGCUGGAGAUCCGGGAGCUUGGCCGGUAUUCUUGCAGUCCCAACAAGCGAUUACUUCGGCGACGCAGUUUGUGAUCGAUUUGGAUGCUACUCUUAAGCAGGGAUCAAAUACAACGGCGAUUUGGGACCGGAUGUUGGAAUUGGAGGCCAUAAUUGAGCCUUUAAUAGUAGCAGCAGAUUCCUGGACGUUAUCUUCGAGUCCUCCUUUGUCUUUGGAUUCUGCCGAAAUGGUGGUUGGACAGGCAUUGAGAGGUAUCGCGAGGAUAAAGUUGAAUAGCGCACGCAUAAAACUCCACCGCUACUGCGCCUUUUCAGACGUCCCCGUCUUUUCCAAGAAGCACUGCGAUCUCGCCGUAGCCGCGCCACCUAACUCCUCCAACCAUACCCCCAACCCAUCAUCCACACCAACUGCUCCAAACUGCGCCUGCAGCACCACAUUUCACGGCCUCCCUUCUUACUCCGACAUGACUUCAUCAACACCCCAGGGAUUCCCCUCCACUACUUCGCCAUCUCACAUGAACCACAAUCUAAAUUUCAACCCUAAUAUGCAACUGCAAUCCAACCUCAACGGUGGUCUCGGACUCGGUCUCAACCCCAGCCAAGGCAUCGGAUUGAACUGCAAUGUCCUCCCCUACACAUCACACUACUCGGCAAAGAUAUGUCUGAAAUCCGCAUUCUCAAUAGCGCGGUCAUUCGCAUCUUUACCUUAUCCCCAGCCGAUCCGGAGAGCAGACUUACAAAACCAGCACCAACUCCAGACCAACCAGAACCAAAACCAAGUUCAAGUCCAAGACCCCUACUCGUACUUCCCCACCAUCCAAACACCCAACACCUACACCCGCCACUCACUCAGUCCGUCGACAACAAACCCCCACACCGGCCCAAUCCCAGCAGCAGUAGGAACCUCCCGCGCCCACGCCCAGACCCAGGCCCCAAGAAUGAUCCCCGUCUUCGCCUGCUGCGCCAUGCAAAGCAGCUACGCACUAAUCAUGCUCUCCUACAAAACCAAAGCCAUGGGAUUCGCAGGUCCGCUCUCAAAUCCCAACCAGUCAGCCAAACCUAACUCCAACAAUACCGUUUCCAACUCCAACUCGAAUCCCGACCCCAAUAAUGGGAGUAGCGGAAAUACACAUGGAGGAGAGGCGAAUCUGGGGAAGGAGAAUCAAGCGCAGAAAUUGCUGGGGCAGUUGAGUGAGGGGUUGCAGAUGAUUCUGGCGGCGUUGAGGAAUUAUUCGGUUGCUUAUGAGGCUUUGGGGGGGAUGAGAGAUCAAAUCGAUAUAGCCGCGCAAUCAGUUGGAGCAGCUGCCUCGGUUGUCGGCGAUGUGAGAUGGUGAUUUAAUCGCCCGUCUCUCUCUCUCGCUACAAUUACCCUCAUCCACCUCGCCAUUACCACCCAAAUCUGCAAAAUCAGCCCCCAACCUUGGGCGGCGGCGGCAAUCUCUGCCCUCCUUGGUGUUGUGUAAGAAUCCGAAAGAAUUUGGAAAGAAAGAUCAGAAAAAGCUGGAGUUUUCGGUUGGGUUGGGUUUACAGAGAAGAACUCAAAUGGAAUGAUUCCCCUCAAUUUCAUGCAUGGCGUUCGAAACCGUUUUGGGGAAAACAGGCGGGAAAGGAGUACGGAGAUGGCUCUGUAACUGAUUUGAAGCCCCAGACAGAAAUCGAGGCAUGACUGACUGGACUGGGUUGAGAGAAGGGCUUGGUGAUUAGUGAUUGAUGAUGUAGAGAAAAUACAUUCUUGAAGUGACCCCACUUGGGACUCGAGACUUCGUGAUCAGGUUUUCACGAUGACAGAGAAAGAGAAUUUGAAUGUUUCUUGAUCUGCGAUGGACUUUGAAACUCCAUGUGAUAGGAAAUUUCAUUUCAUGGAAAGCUUGAAGUUGAGUGCCUAGGCUAAUGAAGAGCAAAUGCAUCGGCCAUUUUAUCAACACGGUAUGUCUCUUAAUCUUAGCUAUCGUGGGGGAAAGAACCCAGCUCAUUCCGACUUCCAUCCGGUGGAGUUUCACGCUGCCAUAGUCUCAGAGCAAUUUGAAAGUAGCAGCAAAUAGUGUGCAAAUUCCAGAUCCUCAAUGAGUUCAGCCUCGUGCGUCGUGGUUCAUUUAUUCAGCCAUCGUCGUUCCUCGUCGGAUCAUCCAGAUCAGGUUAUUCACCGCAUCUGAUCUCAUGUACUGACCAAAGCCUGGAACACCACAAGCCAAAGCAACGAAACCAAAUUCAUGAUCAUUUCGGCACUUUGGUAAAGCGUCGAUCUCGUCACCAAAGGUUUCGCGAUGCUCUCCAUCGCCGGCCCAUUCAUCCUGAUCUCGUGCAAACUCAAAGAUGGCUCGCAAAGCACUUUCAGUAGUACCACCACGUUUGUAGAAGUUCUGGGUCACUGGUGGCCACUCGCCGGAGUCCAUCCAGAUGCUGACGAGGUUGGGGAUACUUGGCAAUUCAUUGGUACGCAAGGCCUCGGCCGCAUGAUCAAAAAUAUUGGCAAAGCCUCGUCGUAGACUCUUGUUUGUGCGGAAGUUCCGCUGGAUGUCUGGGGCAACAUGCUCUGUAUAGAUGUUCAUCAUGCACCACAUCUCUGGGUCGUCGACUUCCAUCAACAGCGUAUCAUGGGCAAUCUCGGCUUGGCACAGCAAGGCAAAUCUCAUUCGAGGAGAGAGAAGACCAUCGAUGCAGCCCCCACAAGUGCAUCCGAACUUGAGCUGAAGUAUUUCCAUAUCGCUUGGAGUCUUGAGGAACUUGAGAGCAGCCAUACAAAGAAUGGCAUCAUUGCUAAAGCCACGGAAUGAAUCGGAGGUAACGACAGUGGCGAGCCCUUGUUGUCUUGUAUUGCGUAAGGUCUCCAACUGAUCGGUUAGCAAUUCCAGAGGAGUGUAG